CACUGGCGUGUCGUACAUGUGGGUUUGACAUUCGGUAGACUAUGCUGAUCACUGAUCACGGCCCCCGCUCAAAGGAGAUUCCCAAUAGUUAAGAGCAAUACAGAGGGGUUUUCCUCGGAAGCAAUAUCAUCCCACGCAAUUAGGAGCCGAGAUUCCUGCAAAACAAUCCCACAUCAGCUCGUAAUCCAUCUAGAAUCGUCGUGUAUAGCAGCAGGAGCCAUGUCUGUAGCUGGGUUUAAGAAACAGUUCCACAAAGCGACUCAGAGGGUGAGUGAGAAGGUUGGGGGAGCAGAGGGGACUAAACAUGAUGAUGACUUCACUGAAAUGGAGAAGAAGGUGGACACCACCAGUAGGGCGGUGAUGGACAUUAUGACCAAGACCACUGAGUAUCUGCAGCCCAACCCAGCCUCCAGAGCCAAGAUGACCAUGAUCAACUCCAUGUCUAAGAUGCGUGGCCAGGAGAAGGGUCUGGGCUACAUCCAGACCGAGACCGUCCUGGGAGAGUCCAUGCAGAAGUUUGGCAGGGAGCUCGGGGAAGAGUCCAACUUUGGCCUGGCUCUGAUCGAUGCUGGGGAGUCCAUGCGUGAGCUGGGGGAGGUGAAGGACGCUCUCGACAUGGAGGUCAAGCAGAACUUCCUGGACCCGCUGCAGACCCUCCACGACAAAGACCUCAAGGAGAUUGCGCAUCACCUGAAGAAACUGGAAGGCCGCCGUCUGGACUUCGACUACAAGAAGAAGCGUCAGGGCAAGGUGACGGACGACGAGAUCAAACAGGCUCUGGAGAAGUUUGACGAUACCAAGGAGAUCGCUGAGCUCAGCAUGUUCAACCUGUUGGAGAGUGAUAUUGAACAGGUGAGCCAGCUAGCCGCGCUGGUCCAAGCCCAGGUGGAGUACCAUCGUCAGUGUGCUGAGAUCCUCACCCAGCUGCAGUCCAAGAUGGAGGACCGGAUAAGGGAUUCCUCCAACAAGCCCAAGAAAGAAUUCAUACCUAAGCCGCGUCAGUCCUUGGACCUCUCUAGUGAAAACCACAAUGGAGCCAUCCAAGGAUCCAGGUCCCCAGCAACAAGGUCUCCAGCAAGGUCUCCAGCAAGGUCUCCAGCAAGGUCUCCAGCUCCCCUAGACCAGCCAUCCUGCAGGGCGCUGUAUGACUUUGACCCCGAGAACGAGGGCGAGCUGGGCUUCAAGGAGGGGGACAUCAUCACUCUCACCAACAAGAUCGACGACAACUGGUACGAGGGCAUGAUCCACGGCAGCUCUGGAUUCUUCCCCGUCAACUACGUGGAUAUCCUGGUGCCCCUGCCCUAAAGUCGUUGCCACGGCAACGGCGAAUCAGCAGCAGCAGUUUUCCCAGGCGACAAAUCUUAAUCCCUGCAUCCCCAGCUCCCGCCACCCCCAAAUAUUCCCGGAAGCCCUCCCUUUCACUCCGCUAAAAAGGAGAUCUAACUACAAUGAAGAUAUGAUGACGAAAUCAACAACAGCAUGGUGUCACGCCAACGAGUGCUAACGAAACAGACUUUUGAAAAAAAAAUACGAAAAAUAAGCAAUGAUGCCGUUUUGAAUGCCAUCGUGGACAUUUACCAUCAAACCAAUAAAAUGCUAUGGUUGUUUUUUCUUUUAUUUCCAAAAAGAGUAUUUCUCGGUUUUGUCCUCAAGUUGUUUUUUCCUUCAGGAGCUUCUACAGUUCCUCAAUCCUUGUCUUUCCUGGCUUCAUCUAGGUUUACAUUGGCUGCGUGUCUUUCAAAAUGGCCGUUACUAUCCUUCUCUGUACUUUGUGGAAACUUCUAGACUAGCAUAAUUUCAUCAUCGUCACAUAUUGUAGGCUACUAUUUCUGGGCGGUUAUCUGGUCCGUUAGAUCACGUUUAGGUCAUGUUUCACACUUUGUUAGACACUGUAGGUCAGGCAUGUUUUAGUGUUUUAUCAGAUUUACUUCUUCUAAGUACGUUCAAGCUAAAUAUAUGUUUUUCCCGUUUGAAAAGGGUAGCCUUCUGUUUGCAUGCAUGGAUUGUUUCCUAGAGAGACCGUGUCCAUUUCAUGCUAAACAACAGAUGUAUGUUUAUGACGGAGGGGAUAUCGUUUGAUGUGUCUUUUCAUACAGACCUAAACUGAGAGUGAGGUAUGUAAGGAUUCAGUGUGAUUUAAUCAAGGCACCAUAGUUAGACCAAACUGGCCACCUAUGCAGGAGGGUAGGCCUACAGCAGGGCUGAGUGGUGUCAAUGGCAAAUCUACUCGCUUUUCUAUCCGAGGGUGUAGUUUGUUUGCGAUCUACAUUGUUUUGUUGCCAUUCUAUAUCACACAAGUCCUCUGUGUGAUUUAGGUAUGCCUCAUGAUUACAUCUAGUGUAUUUCAGUCAAUGGUUAUAAAUUGGCGAUGAAUAUUUACGGAAACAAAAGACUAAAUUGUGUAGUUCAAUUGUUUUCUAAGUGGCGUAUAAGCAAAAACUGGAACCGUUUCCAUAAUAUGAAAUAAUGUUUAAAAAAUCUUCUCAGUGUGUAUUUUACCAAUGACGUGGAAAUAUUUGUGAAAAUGGUUGCUGUAUUGUGCUAUUUCAUAUAGGAGUUGACCGCUUAUCGGUUUAGCCUUAUUUUCUUCAACCGUUGGCGAAGUUGUUUUCACUGUAUCAGAAUGUCCUUUAGUCAGAUAAACAAAUAACACUAUAUUGAAGACUAUAAGUCAUGGAAUCUGAUAGGACUAGCUUUAGCUGAUCAUGCUCACAGACAACUACUGUAUUACGAGGCCAAUGGAAUACACAAGCAAUGCUGUCUCAAUCAGAAAAGGGAACAUUUUAUAAAAAGUGAUCACGGUACCAUAUUUAAUUCAAAGAUACUAACAUCAAUAACCAGAUGCAAAUUCCCUACCCCUUUGUAUCUUACACUUUGUCUAAAUGUUGUCAGGCAAUCUAGGCAACUUCUCUCUGUCAGGAGUCUCGGUCUGAAAUAACCCAUUCAUACGGUAUGUGUUGCUCUUACUGGUCCAUACUGUAUUUCUGUUUACUGAAGGUUCUGAGGAUCCUUAGUCCCUGUCCCUUGUUGAUUGUUCUUCCCUUGUCAUAUCCCAGGAAUGGAUGGCCGCACUUGUAACAAUACACAAUAUAAGGUACCACAGCAGCAGACUGUUGCAUAUAACAAUAAUCAUCAUUUGGUGGGAACAAGUGUGUAUUAAUAUGCAUGUGUGAGUUGGAAAUGUGUUUUUGGCAUAUCCCACUCUCCCUGAAACGCCCUGGGAGAGUGGGGUCACGGCCAGAGUCUACUAAAGCAAUUGGAUACUACUGUACACUCCAAACUCUGGCCUAUGGAUCUAUCUAGGUUUUCUCCAGCAUUUUGAGGACUUCAUUCUCAGUGGUUUUCCCUUCUGCAAAUCCAAUGUGAAACUGUAUGUGUGUAACAGACAGGGCAAUAAGUGUUUCACCCAUUUAUCGUGGUUGUGUGACUGGGUGGGUGUGGUUUGGUUGGGCCGAGGUUGGUAUGUGUUUUGUGAAGGGAGAAGGGGUUGUAUGCGCCACGGGUGGUUUGGUCUACUGUGGUUUGUAUCUAUGAAGUGUACAUUUUCUAUUUUUUCUGUCAGUAUUAUUUUUCCUUCAUUGAAAUCCUCCUGGACGUCUAUUUGAUAAAGGACCGAUACAGUAUAGCGCAAUGAUACUAUUGAUGAAGCUGAACCAACCGAAAACCCAUCUAUAGUGUUUUUUUUUUUAAAGGGAAGCGCAACUUGAAACAGUGUCGUUUGUUGGCAGAAUAAGCAGAUUCAGAUUGGAACUGGCUGUGCGUUCAAGUUUUUUAAAAGGCUAUAUAUUUCCUUCAUUUUCUUUUCUCUAUCUUUUUUUAAAACAAUUAUCGUGUGUAUCUUUGCCCUCAAUGAGGACUGUACAGCUUUUCAGUGAUUUGUUUUCACCGUGUGUGUGUGUAGUAGCGCAUCUACGGUAUCGUAUUUUAUUUUUGUAACUGUGAUAAAGUAUAUGCAUAUAUAUACAGUAAUUAUAUAGAACUAUUGUGAUUCGAGGGAUUGUUUGUGCUGCACACAAUUGUCGUUUUUGGAUUCUUUGUUUGUUUUGGUUUCAUCCCUUGCACCGGAUUACAAGACAAUAUGCUUGAUGUUAAAAAUGACUAAAAUAUCUCAAUGUAAUUUAUUCAAAUAAACAACAAAGUUAGA
This is a messenger RNA of Oncorhynchus nerka (sockeye salmon), 4144 nucleotides long. RefSeq names its product SH3 domain containing GRB2 like 2a, endophilin A1 (gene sh3gl2a). The transcript is spliced from 13 exons. Gene Ontology annotation, molecular function: protein binding. Gene Ontology annotation, cellular component: glutamatergic synapse; presynapse; cytoplasm. Lineage: Eukaryota; Metazoa; Chordata; Actinopteri; Salmoniformes; Salmonidae. Gene Ontology annotation, biological process: synaptic vesicle uncoating. The record is from RefSeq and is a predicted model, not a curated record. Bases 220 to 1305 code for a protein of 361 amino acids.